AUGGGGAUGGUUUAUGAAGACAUGGCUUCUCUUUCUCUUUGCUCCAACUACACUCUCACCCCCUCCGCAGCCAGCUGGGGCUUCCCCUAUGAGGAGCACCCCACUCACAACAGUGAUCUUGCGGAGGGUACUACAAAAGGUUCUGAUAGCAGCGAAGAUAAUGGGGUUAUUGGAGAAAACAAUAACAACAACAACAACCCUAAUAAUAAAGAGGGAGAGAGUAGUAGCGGACAGUCAAAGCUUUGUGCAAGAGGUCACUGGAGACCAGCAGAAGAUUCAAAACUGAAGGAGCUUGUUGCUCUUUACGGCCCUCAGAACUGGAACCUCAUAGCUGAAAAGCUAGAAGGAAGAUCAGGGAAGAGUUGUAGACUGAGAUGGUUCAACCAGCUUGAUCCGAGAAUAACGAGGAGAGCUUUCAGUGAAGAAGAGGAAGAGAGGCUGAUGCAGGCUCAUAGGAUUUAUGGCAACAAAUGGGCCAUGAUUGCAAGGUUGUUCCCUGGAAGAACCGAUAACGCGGUUAAGAAUCAUUGGCAUGUUAUUAUGGCUAGAAAGUAUAGGGAACAAUCCAGUGCUUAUAGGAGAAGAAGGCUCACACAAUCAAACAACUUUUACAGAAGAAUUGACCAUAAUAGUAAUAAUAAUAAUAAUAAUGUAUCAUCAGAAUCAUCACCACCACCACACUGUUUUGUGGCUGGCUUCUCAUCACUACCGUUUCAUGGUGGUGUUCUUGACUUUGGUGCCAAUAAUAAGCCUUAUGCUGCUGUUGCUUCCUCUUCUUCUUCCACCUUCAAUUUCUUCUCUGGAGGUAGAGGCAAUAAUAAUAAUACUAGUGAGAUGGUAGGAGGAGAGUAUUAUUAUGGAAGUAAUCAUCAUCAUCAUUAUAAUCAGCAGCAAGCACAUAAUAAUAAUCAUGCUUACUACACUCGUUAUCCUAAUCAUCAGUAUAUGAUGAUGAUGAUGCCAUCAGUGCAACAGCAUCAAAACAACAACCAUAACAAGAAUUUUUACAGCUUCUCAUCAAAUUCAAGCACCACAGUAGCACAGGUGCUAGGCAGUGAUCCUUCACUAUCAUCCAUGGCAGAACAACAACACAGAGAUCAUGAAGAAGCCAGUGACCCCCCAACAACAAUCCCAGAGCCUCCGUUAUUUAUUGACUUCCUUGGAGUAGGAGCCACAACAUGAAUGAAACCAAAGUUUCUUUUUAUAUUUAUUAGAAAUUUAGAACCCAAAAAAAAAAAAGAAAAAAAAGAAAAAAAAAGCUGCAAGCCUUUAUUUCCAGCGGAGGAUUCUCAAUAUAGGUGUGGUCCAACAUUUGCUUAGAAGCCAUUCGAGGUAAA
This is a messenger RNA of Arachis stenosperma, 1337 nucleotides long. RefSeq names its product transcription factor MYB117-like. Gene Ontology annotation, molecular function: DNA-binding transcription factor activity, RNA polymerase II-specific; RNA polymerase II cis-regulatory region sequence-specific DNA binding. Gene Ontology annotation, biological process: regulation of DNA-templated transcription. Gene Ontology annotation, cellular component: nucleus. Lineage: Eukaryota; Viridiplantae; Streptophyta; Magnoliopsida; Fabales; Fabaceae. The transcript has 3 exons. The coding region runs from base 1 to 1182 and encodes 393 amino acids. The record is from RefSeq and is a predicted model, not a curated record.